Copidosoma floridanum is the source of this 1577-nucleotide messenger RNA. RefSeq names its product SET domain-containing protein SmydA-8. NCBI's taxonomy places the organism in Eukaryota, Metazoa, Arthropoda, Insecta, Hymenoptera, Encyrtidae. Gene Ontology annotation, molecular function: protein binding. The record is from RefSeq and is a predicted model, not a curated record.
AUGUUGCAAGUCGGGAAAAACUGCAGCGAUGGCCCAUCGGACGUGGACCCGGAGCUUGUGGAUUCUCAGCUGCGACGAUACUUGGAUGAGCGCGGCUUACUGAAGGGAGCCAACGGCGAGCCGACCCAUUGGAGGAUCGGACUGUCCAAAUUGAGUGGCCGGGGGGUGAUGGCGAGCAGUCGGAUAGAGCGGGGCGAGCUGGUCUACCGGGACAGCGCUCUGGUGUUGGGUCCGCGCUGUUACAGCAAGUACCUGCCGAUUUGCGCGAGCUGCCACAGUCGUGGUUGCGCUCUUUUUCCGUGCGAUCGGGGGUGUGGCUUGCCGAUCUGCUCCAACGACUGCCAGGACGGUGUGGACCACCGGGGCGAGUGCGCCUACCUGUGCUCGCUCGAGCCCGAUUGUGGGCCCCAGGGAUGGUCCCUCGAUGUGCUAAGGGCUCUCGUGCCCGUGCGAGCGCUGCUCUUGCCGGCACGGCUCAGGGAGCUGUGCUACUCGCUCCAGUGCAACCGAUCGGCGCACGAGGCUCGAGAGGUGGACAUGCUAAAGAAAACCGUGAAGGGUACACUGUCACGCGACGACGAGACUUUCAUGCGGCGCGUGUGCAACGUCAUGGACACGAACGCGUUCGAGUCGGCGGCACUGCACCGCGACUCGGACUCGACGACGAGCCUACGGGCGCUCUUUCCACUGGGUGCCCUGACGAAUCACCAGUGCGCGCCCAACACGCGCCACCUCGUCGACGAGGCCGGCCGGCUGAUAGUCUACGCGACAGAGGACAUCGCCGAGGGCGAGGAGAUCACCAUGGCCUACACCGAAAUGCUCUGGGACACGACCAUGCGCAGGCAGUUUUUGCGCGCGACCAAAAUGUUUUCCUGCCGAUGCCCCAGGUGUGCCGACGCUACGGAAUUCGAUAGUUUCUUGGGCGCCCUCCGUUGCGCCGACAAAGACUGCUCGGGUCGCCUGCUGCCCGUAGCUCCGCUGGCCUUCAGCUCCAAUUGGACUUGCAGCAAGUGUGGAACGAAUAUAAAAAACAAACAGAUAUCGUACAUUCGCGCUGGAAUACUGGCAGCGACCGAGGAGGUGAUUUACGAGAACCCCAGGAAAAUAUUGCAAUUCGUCAAGCGUGAAUUGAGCGUCCUGGUUCCGAAAAACAACUGCUUCAUGCUGGACAUGAUGUUUCGCGUGGUAUCGUUGUUCGGAAGAGCCGAUGGAUACACGUGGGAAGAUCUCACUGAUGAGGAGUUGGACGUCAAGGCGGAGUAUUGCAAACAUCUCGUGGCAACCUUGGAUCUGUUGAAAUGUGGCGGUUGCAUGAAAAAAGGAUUGAUUUUGUACGAGCUCUACUGCACGAAUGCUGAAAAACGGAGGAGGAUGUCUUUGAAGGGAACAAAUGACAGCAAAGUAUCGGAAAACGAGGUGAGUGUGUGUGAGCAAGAGAAUUGCAUCGUCGAAACAGUGGAAAUACUGAAAAACGAUGUUGCCGCACCACGUGAUUAUCGAGAGUUAUAUGCAGCGCGAUCUUCCAGCUAAUAGGAUGGACGAGACCAAAAAGUUUGUUUUAAAAGAAAAGUUUUUUG